This is a messenger RNA of Syngnathoides biaculeatus (alligator pipefish), 2500 nucleotides long. RefSeq names its product dynein axonemal heavy chain 17-like. NCBI's taxonomy places the organism in Eukaryota, Metazoa, Chordata, Actinopteri, Syngnathiformes, Syngnathidae. The transcript has 13 exons. The coding region runs from base 146 to 2473 and encodes 775 amino acids. The record is from RefSeq and is a predicted model, not a curated record.
UGAAAUGCAUGAAAAGUCUCGCUGGAGAUGUGGAAAUCAGCAUCCAUAGCACGGAAAGAAGGCAAGAGUUGAGAGUUACCCCGAAAUCCCGGCGAGCAAACCAUCAUUGGCUACAAAAAGGAUUUUUAAGCCCCGAGGAUUCCGAAUGCCACGUCUCCCCGAACAGGAAGUGUACCGCGUGCGUCUUCAGUUCCAGCUGGAGCAGGUGGUGGUCUCCGGCGGACGCGGCAGGAUGUGGACGGCCGUCGUGGAGGGCGUGUGCCGCGACUUCCUGCAGCAGCUUCAAAUUCUCUCAGACUGCGAGUACGACGCCUGCGAGCCGUCGGAUCAGAGCUUCCCGCGGCAGGCGACUUCCUUCCAGGAACACGUCUCCCACCUGGAAGCGCGCCUGGUUUCCAUCCUGAGAGGAACGCUGGACGAAUGCUGCCUGCCUUCCGCCGCCGUAAAAGUGGUCAACAUGUUCGGGCCGCUUCUGCAGCGUCCCGCCAUCCGGGACCAGCUGCGGCCUCAGCUGUCCAGGUUGGUGGAACUGGUCCUGAAGGAGCUGGACCAAGUACGGGCGCUGGUCAAGAGUAAGAGCAAGAAAGACGUGUCGUCCAAGUUCAGGACGUCGCCGGCCGUCACCCUUCGGUGGACGCAACAACUCAUGUUGAGGGCUCACAAUGUCCUGCACAACUUCCAGACCGUCCAGCACCUGUGUCCCGAGUCGAGCGAGGCGGUGCGGCACAAGUUCCAGAAGAUCGCCGACCUGCUGCUGGACAUCAGGAGCUCGGUGCGUCAGGAAUGGAGCCGCCAGCUGGACCGAGACGCCGCCGCCGUCCUCCAACUUCCUCUCAUCCAGCAGCAGCAAAGCCUGCUGGGAAUUCCCUGCGGCCAGAAGCUGGAGGCGCUGCUGAGCGAUCUCAAGCAAGCCGGUUGGGAGAAGGAUCUGGAGCUCCGCCCCCAGGCCGCCGACAUCCUGAAGUGCAGACGUGACAUCGGCAAAAGCUACCUGAGCCUCACCAACAUCGUGGCCUCCUACAACGAGGUUGUGGGCGGAGCUCUGCCGGUGGAGCUUCCUCUCAUCCGGGACGGCCUGGAAGAGCAGAGGGGGAGCCUGUUGGAGCUGCGAAACGACACCUGGACCAGUCAAGGUCACGUGACGCGUCGGGGAUUUGGACAGAGCCCACCUCGUCGCUCCCUAAAAGCGAAACAGCCACCGUGUUCGGAAUCUUUCGUCAUUCCCGACGCCUCGAGAUACGAGUUGAAUAGGUCACGUGAGCGUGCUGGCAUACAUGAGAUGAUAGAGAAGAAGAGGCGGAGCUUGGACGUCUUCUUCGCCUCAGUUAACGAAGCGCGGGCCAACAUGGACACCAUGCACGCGAUCACGCAGAGCUGGGCGGGCCUUCCGCUGCUUCAUCGCUCGGGCCACUUCCUGGAGAGGGGCGGAGCCACGGAGGAGAGCUACACCCGCGUGCGCGAAGAUGGCGAACAGGUCGUACGUCUGACGGCGGACAACUCGGUCCUGUACGGCGUGCGGGACCAGUCGUCGCCCGUGUGGCUGGUCUACCUGGACCACGUGGACCAAAUGGUGCAGGACGGCGUGCUCCAGAUGCUCCUGCAUUCGCUCAACUUCCUGUCGCAGAACAUGACGCCCACGAGCUUCGGGGGGGCCUUGCUGCAGGUGUCGCUCCAGCUGCAGCUGACGGGAAGCGUCUUUGACCCUUCUCUGACGUCGGACCUGACCGAGGUCCUGAAGUCGUUCAUCGCCGACAUCCACGCGGCUGCCGCUCUGCCCCCCAGGGUCUCCGCCGCUCGCCGGGGCAACUACCAGGAGGCGCUACGGGAAGACGCCGAGCUGACGGCGUUGGAAAAGGAAGUGAUGCUGCGCCUGCAGGAGGCCAACGAGGAGGCGGAGCGCCUGAGAGCCGACCUGGACCGCUUCUCGCCGCUGUGGCAGAGUCACAAACGCAGCGUCAUGGACGACUUCCUCAAGUACGGCCGACACCUGGAUGAGGGCGAGGAGGACGUGGACGAGGCCCCGCCCAAGCUGGCCGACUUUCAGAGAGAGGUCUCGCAUCCACGCCCUCCAGAAGCAGCUGAGGGAGGUGAACGAGCUGGAGGACUACUACCUGGUCCACGGCUGGCUGCAGGUCGACCUCCAACCUUUCAAGGACGCCCUGCGCCUCUUCAUCAACAACUGGAUCAGCUUGUACACGCAGCAUCUGCUCAAGCUCGUCAGGCAAAGCAUGUCGCGGCGCAGCGUCGACGACGACGACGACGAAGCGGAGAAAUCGUCGGCUCGCCAUUUCCCUCUGACGGAAACCAUCAUGCUGCUGGAGACGGUCAACGUGGAAGUUCCCGAGCUCACCACGCUGCUGCAGACGGGCGGCCAUCUCGUGGCAGACACCGAAGUCAAAGAGGCACAAAGAAGAUGAAGACCGCCGCCGAGAACGCGUCUAGCGGCGGUAGACGCCGAAGGUCAGCAGGCUGAGGAAGACGGUGACGCCGAGCAGCGAGG